UUCAAAUGUCAGUAGUGUAAUAACGAUUAUAACGGAAAAGUUAUUUUUUUGAAUAGAAUUGAAGAACAACAAUUAUUGUUCAGCUGCUAGUCAGAGAAUAUUCUUGACUUUGGUUAUUUGAAAUUCGGUCGUGCUUCUCAGUUUGAUAAUAAUAACGAUAACGAUGGAGAACCCUAUGUGGGAACGCAUUUUGGUGGAUUGGGUAAACUGUCUGAAGCUGUCUAAACCUAUUCAUAAAGUGACUGAUCUGAAAGAUGGGAUAUUUUUUAGUAAUCUACAGAAAGUGAUAAAAAAAACUUCAGAAAUAGAAUUUGAUGUCUUGACAUGUCUAUUCCACAUCUUGAAUAGGCACUAUCCAUAUUUUGAAAUCAACGAUAAAUCAAAUAUUCAUUUGAGCGACCUUCCUUAUAAUGAUAUUGCCUCCAUAACGUCCCUUUUGAUGCACUACACCUGCAUACACGAUAGACGUGAUGUUUUAACUUCGCCAUUGUGCCACACUCUGCAACCAGUCACACAGUUGGGCAUAAAAACUUUUCUUGAAAAGGUACAGGAAUGCCCAAAACUGACCUCCGAAGAACUUGGCAAAAUUGUAUUAACAUGUCUAGAGGACAAGAACGAUAAAAAUACCAACCAGUCUCAGAAAUGGCUGUCAGUUGCUCAGUCAUCAAGUACUUCGAAACAGAGUCCUCUGUUAGAUAUUCUGAAAACUCCUGCGUCGAAACUGAGCAGGCUGCAGGAAAAAGACAGAGAAAUAACAAGGCUAAUAACAGAUUUGGAGUUGAUUCAGGAGGAGAAGGAGAAUCUGGAAGAAGAUGUUCGGUUGCAAAUUGAAAAAAAUAAAAAACUCGAGAAACAGUUGAAGCAGAAAAAUAUUGAAAUAUCUAGGCUGAAAAGUGAGGUUAUCACUCUUGAAAAUCGUACACCUCCAUAUUACCAAGACAAGGAUUUCAGGGAAACUCAAAAAAUUCUUCGAACAAAAAUUGAAGCAUUAGAACAGAUUAUUGAGCAGUGUGAUAAAGAAAAUGAAGAGCUUCAAAAUGAACGAGAUGCAGGAAGAAUUCAGGUUAAAUCGCUUGACUCUCAGUGCAAAACUUGGCUGGAAAAAUUCAUUGAAACAGACAACAAACUCCAGAGCCUCACCCAACAUUCAGAAGAGUAUGAAAUAAAGUACAAAAGUCUGCAAGCCCACUGUUCUGAAUUAGAAGCGUUACUUGAGGAACUAAGACCAACAAAUCAUAAUGAAAGCUUCAUUGAAGAAAGUUUCCAGAGUGUGAAUAUCAAUCGCAGGUCAAAAAAUUUUGAACCACUUUUAUCCUGCGAAGAUCUUGCCCAUUCAGUUGUAGAUGUACAGUUGAAAGAUAUGCAGAAAGAAAAUGAAAAUCUCAGGUUAUCAUUGGAAGAAGUGAAUAAGGGCUCCAGGAAGUUGGAAGGGAUUAUUGAGAAGCUUACUGUUGAAAAAAACGAUAUAUUAGACGUAAAAAAUAAAUUCGAAGACGAACUGAAAAUGACAACUGAAAAACUCAAUCAACUUACUUUAUUAUAUGAAAAAGUAAUGAAUAACUAUUAUAAUGAAACGAAGAAAUAUGAGUGUCUGGUUGUAGAAAAGGCACAAAUUUCUGCACAAUAUAAUAAUUGUACUGCUCAACUGAGUGGUUUGAAGGAUGAUAAUGAAAAUCUCAAAAUAUCAGUAGAUGAGAUGGAAUACAGCUCCAGGCAGUUGAAAGAAAUGAUCGAGAAACUCACUGUUGAAAGAAAUAAUACAUGUGAGGAAUUUAAAUUGGCGUCUGAAAAAGUGCAACAACUUUCCAUACAAAAUGAGGAUUUGCUAAUAAAGUAUCAAGAUGGAGUUGAAGAAUAUGAAAGAUGUGUUGCCCAACUAAAUAGUAUGCAAAUAGAUAAUAAGAAUAUUGAGGCAUCUUUGAAGAAUAUUGAAAAUAUCCAGAUACAGUCGGAAGAAGCAAUCAAGAACCUUACUGCUGAAAAAAACAACAUACUAAAAGACAAAAAUAAAGUUGAAGAGGAACUGAAAGCAUCAACUGAAAGAGUCGAACAAAUGUCGGUAGAUCAUGGUAGAUUACAGAGCGAAUAUGAAGAUGAAAUGAAGAAAGUUGUUCAUCUGGAAAAAGAAAAGUUGAAAAUUUCUGAGGAAUAUGAUAACUGUUUUGUCCAACUAAAAGAUAUGCAGAAAAAUAAUGAAAAGCUAAGAACAUCUUUGGAAGAUAUGGAUAAGAACUCAAAGCAGUUAAAAGAAAUCAAUGAGAAUCUUAUUGAUGAAAGAAACAAUUUACUAGCAGACAAACAUAUACUUGACGAGGAAUUGAUCAUGACAUCUGGAAAACUCCAACAGCUUUAUACUAAUAAUGAUGAAUUAACGACAAAAUAUGAAGAUUCAAUGAAGAAAUGUGAGUCUAUGGUUGAAGAAAAACUACGAGUUUCCGAAAAAUAUGAAACUUGUGUUACCCAAUUGACAGAUGUACAGAAAGUCAAUGAAAAUCUCAGAGCAUCUCUGGAAGAAUUGAAUAACAGCUCCAGGCAGUUAACAAAAAUUAUCAAGGAACUCACUGCCGAGAAAACAAUUAUGUUAGAAGACAAAAACAAAGUUGAUGAUGAACUGAGAAUUAUAACAGACAAACUUGACCGACUCUCUGUAGAUAACGAUAAAUUGCUGAUUGAAUAUCAAGAUGCGGUGAAGAAAUAUGAGUUUCUUCUUCAAGAAAAUGCCCAAGUCUCUGAUGAAUAUAGUAGAUCUGUUGCCUGUCUGAAAGAUAUGCAGAAGGACAAUGAAAACCUCAAGAAUUCUUUGCAAGAGAUUGAUUAUAACUUUCGACAGUUGAAAGAAAGUAACGAAAAACUUAUCAAAGAAAGAAAUAGUAUACUAGAAGACAAACAUAUACUUGACGAAAAACUGAAAAUAACUAGUGCUAAGUUUCAAGAACUCUCUAUAAAUAGUGAGAAAUUACAGAGCAAAUGCCAAGAUGGAGUGAGUAAAUAUGAUUCUUUGUUUAGAGAAAAAACAAAGCUUUCUGACGAUUAUGAUAGAUGUCUUGCCAAUCUGAAAGAUACACAGGGAGAAAAUAAGAACCUCAAGGCAUAUUUGAAUGACAUGGAUAAUAGCUCCAGAAUGUUGAAAGAAAGUAACGAAAAACUUUCUGUUGAAUUAAAUAGAAUGCUAGCAGUCAAAAAUGAACUUGAACGGGAACUUGAAAUGGCAAAUGAAAAACUUCAACAACUGUCCAUAGAUAAUGAGAAAUUAGUAAUUCAUUGUCAGGAUGAAGCUAUGAAAAACGAGGCCCUGGUUCGUGAAAAAUCACAAAUUUCUGAUAAAUAUGAUAUUUCUGUUGACAGUCUGAAAGAUAUGCAGGCAGAGAAUGGAAACCUCAAGGCAUGUUUGAAUGAUAUGGGUGAUCGUUACAGACUACUUGAUGGUGAAUUCAAAAUGACAAGUGAAAAGCUUCAACAACUCUCUAUAGAUAAUGGGAAGUUAAAGACUGAAUAUCAAAAUCAAGUCACGAAAUAUGAAUAUAUGGUAAAAGAAAAGACAUUACUUUCCGAACAAUAUGAUCAUUGUGUUGUUCAACUGGAGGAUAUGAAGAAGAAUAGUGAAGAGUUGAAAAUAUCUUUAGAAGAUAUGGAGAACAGGUCCAAACAGCUAAUGGAAAUUAUUGAAAAAGACACUGUUGCAAAAAACAGUAUCUCAGAAGAAAACCAUAAACUUCAUGAAGAACUAAAAAUCACAACUGAAGAACUACAACAACUCAAAAUAGUUUAUGAUACUUUGCUGGAUAAAUAUAAAACACUCUCUAUAGAUAAUAAGAAAUUACUGACUAAUUAUCAAAAUCAAGUCAUGAAAUAUGAUUCUAUGGUUGAAGAAAGGGCACUACUUUCUCAACGAUUCGAUGAUUGUGUUAUCCAACUGGAAGAUAUGCAUAAAAAUAAUGAAGAGUUGAAGUCAUCUUUGGAUGACAAGGAUAUCUACUCCAGACAGUUGAAGGAAAUUAUCGAUAAAGAGACUGUUGUGAGAAACAAUAUAUCUGAAGAAAAUCAUAAACUUCAUGAAGAAAUUAAAAUCACAAUUGACAAACUUAGACAACUCAAAGUUGAAUAUGAUGCUUUACUAGAUAAAUAUAACGAACUUUCCGAACUCCAUGAUGUAGAACUUAACAGGAAUCAAAUACUUACUCAAGAAAAAGCAGAUAUAUAUAAGUUAUUAGAAUAUGAGAAAUCAUCAAAACUUGAAGUUUCUGAAGAACUUACUAAAGUUGAAGAGGAUGUAGCAAUAGCUACGUCUAAGAUAGCAUCAUUAACUCAGAAUGUGGACAUUGUUACCCUAGAAAAGAAAAAGACCAUCGAUGAGUUGCAGAAUUUGAGAGAAUUAUUAACUAAUAUAUCCUCGGAGAAAUCAGACUUGGCGGAUCAGCUUUCUAGUGUAACUCAUGAAAAUGAGGAAUUAUCUAGAAAAAUUGAUAAUAUUGAAGAAGAAAAUAUAGAACUAUCGGCAAAAUUAGAUAAUUGUAGGCAGGAAAAUGCCAACAUAUUAGAUUCUUUGAAUAAAGUCAGUUCUGAGAAAUACGAGUUUAUGAAAAAAUUGAAGAUAGUUGAACUAGAACUAGAAACAGUAAUUGGGGAAAAAACUCAAAUUGAUGAAAAGAAAAAGACAAUAGAGCAAGACUACGACAGUAUGAAAUUGGCACUAGAAAGAGUAGAGUCAGAGAAAUAUCAUUAUUUUGAAGAAAAUCAAAAGUUUCACGAACAAUUGAAUUUAAACUCAUAUCAAAUGAAAGAAUUACAAGAUAGGUUCAACAACAUCCUUGCAGAUAAUGAGAAAGUAACUGACAAGUUGAAUUACUAUAUCAAAGAGAAAAAUGAACUUUCUGAUAGCUUAUCUGAAUGUCUUUUGGUUAAAGAAAAUUUAACAGAAAAAUUGAAUACCGUUAUUCAAGAAAAACUAGAAUUAUCUAAGGUCUUGAAUGAUAUUAAACUCGAGAAAUUGAGUUUCUCACAAAAAUUAGAUGCAGUAAUACUAGAAUUGGAAAAAUCCAAUCUAUUAAUAUGUAGUCUAACUAAGGAACGAGAAAAUCUAGCUCAAGAGAAAACGGAUAUUGAAGACAGACUUGACAAAACUGUUUCAGAAAAAGAAAAUCUUGUAUUGGAAAAUAGUAAAUUAUUUAAUGAGUUCAAUGAAAUAUCUAAUAAUAUGAAAUGUUUGGAAUCUGAAAAAAAUGAUCUGUAUGAAAAAUUAGAACAGGUUGUUAGAGAGAAGGAUGGUAUUCUUGAUCAUUUGGAUAAUAAAAUCAGAGAGUUGGAACUUAGCAAACAGGAGCUAUCAGAUCGACUAAGUGAAACUUCUGUGGAAAACGAAGAUAUAAAAAUAAAAUUGAGAUCUUUUGAAUCCAAGGUGGUCAUGUUAGAAUUGGAAAAUAACGAGCUUCAUGAAGAAAAGUCUAAGAUUUCUAAGGAGUUGGGCAACCUCAGUACUAAAUUCGAAGAUCUGAUAAAGGAUAAAAGGCUUAUUGAUAAGGAACUAUCAAAACUUUUCUCUCAACUAGAAAAUAUCAUGAUUGAAAAAAAUAAAUCAUCAGCAGAUUUAGUGAACACUAAAAACGAGAGCUUGUCAAUUAUUGAACAGUUAGCAGAUUUAUCAUGCAAGUAUCAAAAUAUUCAAUUUGAGAAUGAAAAAUUGGAAGAGGAGUUGAAAGUUUCGGCAGUUGAGGUUGAAGAAAAGACACAUGAAUUGGAAAUUGCCAAUGAAAAAGUUGAAACACUUGAAGUUCAGAAUAUCCAAAUCAUGGAACAGCUAAAUUGCGUUUUCAAUAUCAUGGAAAGUGCAAGUGAAAAAUUGAACAAUUUGUUUGAAAAAAUAUGCGAGGACGAAAGCUCAUCUGAAAUUUGUGACAGAACUGGAGAAGAAUCUGAAAAAUAUGAUCGCUCUGUUAGAUUCAGUAAAAUUUCAGAAAAUUUGAAGAGCCUAUUUAAGAAUAUUGAAAAUCUACUUAGUAAACUUUUAAAAGACAAUGAACUCGUUUCAAAGAAUUUGCAAAUGUAUUGUGAAUCCAACAAACAUCUAACAGCUGAACUUGAUGAGAAAAAUGAGAGCAUAAAGAAUAUCAAUUGUGAGAUUAAAAACGUCCUUGAAAACUAUGAAAAGGUCAAAAAGGAAAAUUAUGAUUUGUCACAGGAUGUAGUUGACCUUAAACUGAAUAUACAGAAGCUAACAAUUGAAAAUAAUGGAAUAUCGGAAAGUCUCAAGAAAGUAACUGAAGAAAAGAAUGUUAUUUCAAAUUUCUUAGAUUUGAAUAACAAUGAACUUCAAAAGAUUAUACAAGAGAGGGAGGAUAUACUAGGAGCACUUGAAAUGAGCAAUAAAGAAGUUGAAAAUAUCUCACAGCAGAGGAUUGAUCUUGAGUCAAAAAAUUCAGAACUUGUUCUGAUAGUACAUGCCAAAAGCUCUGAGAUGGAAACAAUAUCAGAAGAGAAUAGUAAAUUACUGCAACAUGUUGCUGCUUUAAGAAAAAACAUUGAGGAUAUUACAAAUGAACUGGAUGCGGUUGUUAAAGAGAAUACUAAACUCCUAGAGCAGUUAGAAAAAGUUUCUCAAGUUAAGGCGGAUUUUUCAGAAGAAUUAGACAAGGUUUCCCAGGAAAAAGCUGAUUUGUCUGAUAAGCUGCAGAGUUUGAAGAAGAAACAGUUUGAAAAUUCAGAAUAUACAAAAGAUUUAUUAGCUAAAAAUGAACUUUUGACUGAAGAGAAUACUCAGCUACUCGGCCAAAUAACGAUUGUCUCAAACGACUUGGAAGAAAAAACUAAAAAUUACCAUCUGCUCGAACUAUCUUGUAAACAACUCAAGAAGCUAUCUGACGAAAAAUCUGAUAUUUUGGAAAAAGUAUCGGAGGAGAAUAAAGGUAUCUUUGAUAUUGUUGACAGACUCUCUCAGGAGAAAUUGGAAAUGUCAGACACUCUAAACCAACUAUCUGAAGAAAAAAUGAACAUGACGAAAACCCUAAAUAAAUUGACUGAAGAACUUGAAACUUUAUCUGAAGAAAAACUGAAACUAUCGGAAUCUUUAGAAAUGAGCCACAAAGAAUUGCAGAAAGUGAAGAGAGAAAGAAAUGAAAUAUUGGAAAGUCAAACGACAAUCAUGAAAGAAACGGAAAAUAAUAUUCUCCUAGCCCAUCAAAGUGCAGUUGAGGUAAAACAAGAACUACUCAAGAGAAUAGAAAUGGCUGAAAAAGAUAAGGAGAAACAGAGGAACCAUUUUGACGCAGAAUUGAAGAAAGUUCGUGAAGCAUAUGCCAAUGUAGUGUCCACAAAUUCCAAGUUAGAGAUGGAGACUGUUAAUCUCAGAAAAAAAAUUGAAGAGCGGAAUUCCCAGCUGAAUGAAUUUUCUCAAGUGAAGGAGGCAUAUGAGAAACUUCUUGAAGAAAAUAGCAAACUGAUGACAGAGGUAGAUACAGUCAAAUAUAAGAGGGCCAGGGACCGAGAAGAAUUCGUUAAUUUACUUAGAAAAGAACGAGAAGAUGCAGAUGCUAGAGAGAGUAAGAGAAUUCGAGAGGUGCGAAACGAGUAUGAAGACAAAGUUCAGAAGAUGAAAAAUAAAAUGCUAAAUUUGUAUAGAGAAGAAGUCAAUAAGGAAAUACAAAAGGUCAAGGUUGGACAAUCUGAAACGGAUGGCCUCCACGAAAUUGUUAAAGAUCUCAGAAGCGAACUUUUUGAGGCAGAACAGAAGAUCCACAUGCUGGAAACUGAACGAGACAUGAUGAGGAUAAGGGAGUCCACAUCACAAAGAAACGUUCAUUCAUCCAGGGAAUCCCUGCAAUCCCUGAGGGGAAAGGAAAAGCCACGAGACUCAGUGCGGAGCAGUAUAACCUCUCUGCGGUCUACAGACAUCAGAAGCAGACCUAAUUCUGAACAGAUUAUACGGAAAGUAAAGAGCGUUUCGACAAUGCAGCCAACUCAUAGAGAGAAAGGAAAUGUUAUCAACGACAGAAAAACCACGAUGUUACCUCCACCAAAUGUUACAGAGAUUGAAGAAACAAUUACUUUCUCUAGAAGAACAUCUAUCAAUGGCAUUCCGACUAACAUCACUCCCAGUAUGGAAAUGGAAGAUGAAGACGACCACUUCAAUAACAAAUAUCUGGCUGAUUUGAAAGCUGGUAGAUGCAUUAUGGGUACGACAGGUAAUGAUGGAGCCGGUAGAUUGUCCGAGCUGGCUUGGAGAAAUUCCUUGGUUCCUCCGCAUUUGAAGUCAUCAUAUCCUGCAGAAACUCAAUUUGUUAGUCCUACGCACUUCAAGGAGGAUGAUUUAAAGUCUGGAAAUGUUGAAUUGGAUGACAGCCUCUGCAAAUUAUUGCCAGGAGAAAAGCCCCGCCAGAAGAAGGACUUUGGAACCACCACCUACAAAAAACCUGGACCGCCCACUCCCAGCAAAAACGGAGGGCGACUGUCCUUGCAGGGUAACGAGAUCCUACCUUUGCGAGAACACAAUGACAGAUCCCCGAAAAAAAGCAUCACCCCCAGUCGACUCAAGGCGCUAUUCAUGGGCCGCACUAAUUCCAGGGAAAACUCUGAGGUACACUGUGAUUGCCUUGCACAUGUUAUUGAAUGCUGUAGGCUUGUGGCUGGAAAUCAGCACCCUCUUUGCUGUAGUGCUUGUUACAAAGAUGCCUUUCGAAAGGCAAUUAUCAAUUUAGAAACCUUUCCUGAGCAUUAUGUUAACAGUAUGCACCAAGCUAGCAACGGUUGCUGUUUCAAGAAUCAUUUUCUAGGUACAAUAUGGGAGUGUGCUAAAAAUCUUUCAUUCAUGAUGCUGUUCUCUAUUAUGGCUGUUAGAUUGUGUUUGCGCGUUAUUAAGUUGAAUUGACUUCAAACACUGUCAUUUCUUCCUUUUGAAUCAGUGUACCACUCCAAAGACUAAUAAUAAGCGAAUGAGUUUAUUCAGGAAGCAGAGAUAGCUGCAACAACCUUUUCUUUGGAGCCAUAUUAUGUAUCUUAUGCCUAAUUAUAAGCAUAUUAGUAUAAUCAGGAAGCAAGAUGAAGAAAACUACUUCUAUUGUCCUCUAGAAUGUGUAUAUAUAGAUGCCUUAUUCUUACCUUAACAUUUUAAUUCAAUUAUUUGUUUUUUUUAUUGUGUUUUGUGAUAUAAUUAAUAUUACUUUUGUAUUUUGUACCCUUUAAUAUUUUUUAAAUAAAAAUAUUACACAUAGGUAAUGCACAAUAGCUUCAA
Messenger RNA from Phaedon cochleariae (mustard beetle), 9220 nucleotides. The record is from the annotation of a GenBank genome assembly. NCBI's taxonomy places the organism in Eukaryota, Metazoa, Arthropoda, Insecta, Coleoptera, Chrysomelidae.